Molecule: messenger RNA, 1164 nt
Organism: Schistocerca serialis cubense
Lineage: Eukaryota; Metazoa; Arthropoda; Insecta; Orthoptera; Acrididae
Exons: 7
Coding region: 1-1164 (387 amino acids)
Source: RefSeq, a predicted model, not a curated record
AUGAAGCCCCGUUGGGCGACCUCGCUCUUCCUUCUUCUUGGGGCCGCCUGUUACGGGGCGGGCCUGGUGCUGGGCAGGGUGAUCUCGGACGAGCUGCUGGAGUGCUACCGCGACCUGGGGGCGAACCCGGUGCCGCUGAGCACCGCCUCGCUGGUGACGCUGGUGCGCAAGGUGGAGCGCAUGGAGAACGCCGCCACGCUCGACCUUCGCACGCUCUCCUACACGCUGCUGCACAGGUUCCGCGCGGACGGCCUGGAGCGCGACCCGGACGCGGUGUUCAGCGAAUUUGUGGUGCCGGUGAGGCAGAGCGGCCGGCAGGCGCUCAAGUGGGACAUUCUGGCCGAGCAGCUGCUGCCGGGCAACUCGCUGCUCUUCCCCGAGGAGAGCCUCACGCACCACGAGAAGUGUGCCCUGCAUAUAAUGCUGUCGAGUUCAGUUGACCCUUCCGAGUGCUUCUCAAAGGAGACCAGCAACUCAAGUGUACCAAUCACGACGGGGUGCCGGGAGCGCGGCGUGGUGAACGACACGCGCGGCGCCGUGUCGGCGGGCACGGUGGUGGCCGCGCUGUGCGCCGCCUCGCAGCCGCAGACAGUCAGCCUGCGAGACCUGCUGGCGGCGGCGGCGGAGGCGGGGCUGGCGCCCGUGCUGUCCGCCGGCACCGCGGCCGUCGCGCCGCGGGACCGCGAGAAGCUGGAGAGCCUCAAGGCGUACUCCGACAUGGGCAGCGCCGCCGCCGUAGACAGCCUCUGGGCCAGCACGCUCGCCGGAGACUUGUCCGAGGUGGCCAUCUACCAGGGCCCUCGCGUGGCUGCUGUCCGUGUGGGGGCCGCCGGCUUCUGGGACGACCCGCUGCUGCCCAUCAACUACGUCAUCGGCCACAAGGUCAUCAUAGACCUCACCGACGCCGAGCUCCGCGGCGGCAUCGACGGCCUGGUGCUGGGGGGCGGGCUGCGCGCGUGGCUGGAGCAGAUGGGCCGCCUGCGGCUGUCGCAGCUGCUGGAGAUGUACUACUCGCCGCGCGGCGUCGUGCUGGACUCCCAGGGGCAGCUGAGGGCCUGCCAGCGCUCCGGCGUGCUCUCCGCCGCGGGCUACGGGCUGCGCCUGCGCAACGAGGUCAGCAUUCUCCACUGUGCUCCCCUCGCGAGGAGAACACCACCAGCGUGA